Messenger RNA from Metarhizium acridum CQMa 102, 840 nucleotides. The record is from RefSeq and is a predicted model, not a curated record. Lineage: Eukaryota; Fungi; Ascomycota; Sordariomycetes; Hypocreales; Clavicipitaceae.
AUGGCUGAACAAUUGAUCCUCAAGGGCACUUUGGAGGGCCACAAUGGCUGGGUCACCUCCUUGGCCACCUCCAUGGAGAACCCCAACAUGCUCCUGUCGGCUUCCCGCGACAAGACCCUGAUCAUCUGGAACCUCACUCGCGAUGAGACCCAGUACGGAUACCCCAAGCGAUCCCUGACGGGCCACUCCCACAUUGUCUCGGACUGCGUCAUCUCUUCCGAUGGUGCUUACGCCCUGUCCGCUUCUUGGGACAAGACCCUCCGCCUGUGGGAGCUCGCCACCGGCACCACCACUCGACGAUUCGUCGGCCACACCAACGACGUCCUCUCCGUCUCUUUCUCUGCCGACAACCGCCAGAUCGUCUCUGGUUCCCGCGACCGAACCAUCAAGCUGUGGAACACCCUCGGUGACUGCAAGUUCACCAUCUCCGAGAAGGGCCACACUGAGUGGGUUUCGUGCGUGCGAUUCAGCCCCAACCCCCAGAACCCCGUCAUUGUCUCCUCUGGCUGGGACAAGCUUGUCAAGACCGACCACAUGGGCCACAACGGAUACAUCAACACCGUCACCAUCUCCCCCGACGGCUCCCUCUGCGCCUCCGGUGGCAAGGACGGCACCACCAUGCUCUGGGAUCUUAACGAGUCCAAGCACCUCAGCAUCAUCGUCUUCGAUCUCGAGAAGAAGUCCAAGGUCGACGAGCUCAAGCCCGAGUUCACCGCCGUCGGCAAGAAGAGCCGGGAGCCCGAGUGUGUCUCCCUUGCCUGGUCCGGCGACGGCCAGACUCUCUUCGCUGGUUACACUGACAACAUCAUCCGUGCUUGGGGCGUCAUGUCGAGGGCAUAA